Messenger RNA from Porites evermanni, 2021 nucleotides. The record is from the annotation of a GenBank genome assembly. NCBI's taxonomy places the organism in Eukaryota, Metazoa, Cnidaria, Anthozoa, Scleractinia, Poritidae.
AUGCGGCAAGGAAAGCUGGCAGCAUUUACUAGGCGCCUUGGUGUCUAUAAAUUUUUGCCAUUGUUUUUUCUUCUUGGAGCCGGUAUAGAGUUGUUUAUGAUAAAAGUCCGUGUCGGGAGAGAAACUUUCUGUAAGUAUCCUUCCAGAACUAAAACUCAAGUUGUACGCUUUCUUUAGCUUAUAGAUCAGAAGAUCUUCGCGCGCGUUAUUGACCCAACUUCGUCUGUAAAGAAGGCUGGAUAUCGGCUUCGUGUUUUUAUUACGUUUUGACGGACCGAGACGAAUUUGAGAUCAGAAAAAUCGCAAAAAGAACGAAGCAAUAUUAAAUCCAGUCAUGUUAAAUAUAACUGAACAAGCCGAUGGUCAAUAUAAAAGGAUUAAUUUCUGAUAUGGGCAAGCGACUUUUUCCAGAAGGACCAAAGCAGAAAAUCCCAAGGCAGGAUGGGUGUAUCUUGUACAUGUAUGCUCGGGAUUUUCUGGUGUGGUCCUGCCUUGCAGUUUUGUUGCCAAUCAGAAAAUAUUAAGAUAUGCUGGGUUAACUCUCAGAAUGUCCAACAUUGACUUCAGGAGUCAAUGUUGAUAGUGCGACUUUAACCCUUUUUAUUUUAACCUUAGUAAACGGAGUCAAAGCUCAACCACCGACGGGAAUUUAUAAAAGCGGUGGCUACUAGUGAUGGUCUUGUACAAGAAUGGUUUCUUGUAAGUGACCAUGUGUUAAAUUGAUGGCAGUUGCUUCCAAGCACAUCCUGUUGAUUGGCAAUUCAUCUGUGAAUCAACAAAGUGGCUAGGGUUGCUUACAUGGGAGGGGCUGCUUACAAGAGCAAAAUGUUCCUGAAUUAUAGACUGGGUAAAUUGCCAGAUUCAAAUAAUUUAAAUUAUUUUAAUCUGGCAAUUGAGUCAUUUUAUAAUUCAGGAAUUCUUUGUUGUUGUUGUUGUUGAUAUUAUUACUUUUGAAGGUUGAUGACUUUUACUUAUAUGCCAGCUUGAUCAAGUCAGCAAUGAUUUUCCCUUUUGCAAUACAGAUGACGUUUAUGUCAGAAAACAGUCAGAAAGAAGACUAGAAAGACAGAAUCAGGAACAAGAAGAACAUUAACAAAGAGCAUCAUGCCGGCUGGCGUAUCAUGGGGUAGAUACCUGACCUUUCUUGUUGCAAGUUUAGCAUCAGCAUUAGCAGGAAGUCAGGUGGUUCAUUUGUACUACAAACCAAGUCUGGUAAGCAGUUAAGUUGGAUUAUUAUACGUUUCUGGGAAACUGCCCACCUACUCCUCCCCUAAGCCAACAUUUUGCCCUAAGUGAGAAAUAGGUGUUAAUGUUGGCUUAGGGAAGGGGUAGAUGAGAAUUUUCCCAGAAAUGUAUAAUGAUUCAUUAAGUUGUCUCACCUCAUUUAAAAAAAAUGCAAUCUCAACUGUAACCUGGCUUGGUUUACUGGUGGCAAGUUUUAAUCUUGGUAUUGUUAAUGCAUUAUAAUGAGUUUGUUACAAAGAAAGUAACCCAUGGAUACAGUAACUGAACCACAACCUAUCUACUGGCUGGGUUUUCACUAGUUACAUCUUCAAUUGAACUGGCCCUUUAUGGUAGUGAGAAUUUCUACCUUUUGAAUACUGACAAAUUCUAGUCUUACAUAUACAUGCACUAAUCCUUGAACUCUGUAAAACCAGACUUCAGUCUUACUGUAAUGUUUAUCAAAACAAUCAUUAUUAAAAAUAUUGUGGUUAUAACAAGUGAAAUAAAGAUAUUAAAUCAGCAGCAGAGCACACUUCUACAAUUUUUUAUCGUUUGCUUUCCAACAGGAAAUACCAGAUGUACCGUUAAAUCCUAACGAAUUGCCAGAUCCUGAAGAGAGGAUGGGGUGGAGAAAAUAUAUUUCCAUUAAGAAGGACUAAGAGAUCAUGCAUGUACAGUACACAACUUUUGUGUACUGUGAUAAUCAAAUAAUGCAUUUGGAUAAAAAUUACAUUAACAGCAACACGGACAAUAAAGUUUGAUGGGCAGAUAGGUCAUUUUACAAGUUAGCUUGCCAG